AUGCUUACCCGAGGAGUUCUGACGUCUCUUGCCCUCCAGGCCUUUGUUACCAUGACCUUGGCCAGCCCUACUCCCAAUAGAGCAGGUGAUGUCACUUGGACUGUUAGCGGUCCGAAAGAAGCCGUACGGGCUCUAGGCGCCCCUGGGGCGGCUUUGGAGGCUCUCGGCAAGGCCAUGCAGGCUAAGGCCGUGGCCUCGGCCGAUCAGCCAGCUGUCAAGUCUCGCGAGACAGCUGAUGAUCUGUUGAUGUAUUACAACGCUUGA
This is a messenger RNA of Colletotrichum truncatum, 264 nucleotides long. NCBI's taxonomy places the organism in Eukaryota, Fungi, Ascomycota, Sordariomycetes, Glomerellales, Glomerellaceae. The record is from RefSeq and is a predicted model, not a curated record.